Molecule: messenger RNA, 1355 nt
Organism: Fukomys damarensis (Damara mole-rat)
Lineage: Eukaryota; Metazoa; Chordata; Mammalia; Rodentia; Bathyergidae
Gene: Ticam1
Product: toll like receptor adaptor molecule 1
Exons: 2
Coding region: 1-1020 (339 amino acids)
Biological process (GO): lipopolysaccharide-mediated signaling pathway; positive regulation of natural killer cell activation; positive regulation of canonical NF-kappaB signal transduction
Molecular function (GO): protein kinase binding
Source: RefSeq, a predicted model, not a curated record
AUGGCCUGCCCUGGCCCGUCCUUGCCCGGCGCCUUUGACCUCCUAGCUGCCACUGGGCCGGAUGAGCUGGUGGCCCUGCGGCACAAGCUGCAGACGGUGUACAGAGGCCGUCGUGGUGCCGACCUCCUGCACACCAUGGUGCUGCUGCAGCUGGGCCGGGGCACCGAGGCCCGGAUCUCGCUGGAUGCCCUGAAGGCGGACACCGUGGCCCGGGCGGUGGCCCGCCAGUGGGCUGUGCAGGACGCCAUCGACCACUCGGGCUUCGUCAUCCUGCUCAUGACCCCCAACUUCGACAGCGCGCUGAGCCUGCACCAGGUCAACCAGGCCCUGACCAGCAGCUUCACGCACCACGGCCGCCGCGACAGCGUGGUCCCCUUCCUGCCGCUUGAGAGCGCCCCCGGGCUGCAGCGCUCCGACACCUCCCGCCUGCUCUCCGGCCUGGUGUGGCUGGACGAACGCUCCAAGAUCUUCUCCAGGAAGGUGGGCAACACCUUCAAGCCCCAGAGGCUGUGGGAGCGCAGGGCGCACUGGCAGAGGGAGCAGGAUGUGCGGGCCCGGCUGGAGGCCAGGCAGCGCCUGGACGGCGAGAGACAGCAGGCCGAGGCCUUGCACGCCCAGCACAGCGCCUACCUCCAGAGCUACCUGGCCUGGCAGGCGCAGAUGGACCGGCUCAAGGCGGACUUUGGGAGCCACUUGUCACUCGGGACUCAGGUGCCUUAUCCAGCUCAGAGGCCCUUCGGGGUCCAGGGGCCCUGGGGAACCCUGCCGCCCUUCCCAGGCUGGCCUGGGUGUCCCCAGCCACCCACACUGCCCCCAGGGCACCCUGGGAGCUCCUCGCCAGCCUUCCCGCAGCCUCCAACCUUUCCACCUGCCUCCUCUGCACCCCCCCAGACGCCCCUUAUUAUCCACCACGCCCAGAUGGUGCAGCUGGGAAUAAACAACCACAUGUGGAACCAGAGAGGGGCCCAGGCACCUGAGGACACGGCGCCGGAAGUGGAAAGACUGAGGGACCAGGCCUGACCCCUGGGGCCUUACCACCACCCCGGCACCAGCUGUGGUCGGGACAUUCCUGCUGGACAGUGACAGGCGGUCAUUUUUGCCUUUUCUUUUCUUUUCUUUUCUUUUGAAUAGGGUCUUGCUGUGUAUUCCAGCUGGACUUGAACUCAUGGCCUCCUUGCCUCAGACUCCUGAGCUGGGCUCACAGGCGUGUACCACCAACCCCGGCUCAUUGGCCGCUUUUAAGACCUGGCCCCGGAGGACUACCAUUUCUCCGUGUAAAGCCCAGAGGAGCCAGGUGCGGUGGUGCACACCUGUCAUCUCAGCAGUGUGGGAGGUUGAGGCAGGAGGAUUCAAAG